Prunus avium (sweet cherry) is the source of this 678-nucleotide messenger RNA. NCBI's taxonomy places the organism in Eukaryota, Viridiplantae, Streptophyta, Magnoliopsida, Rosales, Rosaceae. The record is from RefSeq and is a predicted model, not a curated record.
AUGAGGCACAUCAACUGCAACAACGAGACGGAGAAGCCAAAGCUGAACUUGAUGACAAUCGGUGCCCUACUACCAGAAAUUCUUAUUGACAUCCUUUCGAGACUGCCUGUCAAUUCGAUUUGUUGCAUGAAAUGUGUAUCUAAGGCCUUUUUAAAGAUGGUUGACGACCCCUCUCUUGCCACAAUGCACAUGCGGCGCCGUUUUCUAACUACUUGUUCCACUACUACCACUGAAGUUCCUCGACUUGUUGUUCUUGAUGAGUCUCCCUAUCAUAAACAAAACGUGUUGUAUCCAUUGAAAUAUGAUGGUAACAACUUAUUGACCAAGAGCAAACAUGCAAUUGUUUCAUAUUUCGGAUCUAGACAACGUUUUUAUUCACAUGCCUUUGUUUUCUGCAACUUGUUUGGCUUUACUGGUCUUAAUCCAAAGCAUGGAAGGUCAUGCUUGUUGGUGAAUCCUUUCAAGGGAGAAGUUCUAAUGCUCCCAUUCGCAAGAGACGUCCCAGUUCCAGCCAAUAGUUUUUGCAAUGUUGAUUGUUAUGGCAUGGGAUUUGAUAAUAUAACCAACAGCUUCAAGAUUGUUCGCGUUUCCAUCAAUAAAAAUGACUACAACAUGGUGUCCGAAGUUCUUGUAUUGGGGAUAGGGGUGAGCAUCGGGUCGAAACCAAUGCUUUCUUAA